AACAAAAUCCUUAAGCGUGAUUAGCUUCGCUUAAUGACAGUGACUUAAUCGCAUAAACAAAUCCCAUUCCUUCUAAUACCCGCCAUUUCACACUCCCUCCCUCCGUCACUCGAAGCGGAAUCUUCAGCGAACUCUGCAAGUUUGGUAAUGUGAAAAAUGCCGGAGCAGAGACCGGGUUUCCGAGUCCGCGACCCGAGCCCCGACUCCGUAAUCUUCGCCUUAGAGUCCAACUUCAGCCUCUUCUCCUCCGCCUCCGCCAGCGUCGACCGCUCCGAGAUCUCUCCGCAGAACUCGGCCGCACACGAUCGCCGCCACGAGGAAAGCUCGAGUGGUCCAGAUCGCGAUCCGGAUCCGAACAGAAUCCACGCUUUUCAGCACACUCGCCGUCUCUCCGCAAAAGGAGGAAAAGCCAAAGUUCAAAAGGAGGACUCCGACUCGGAUUUAGUCCUCGAUUCCGCCAGAAGCUCCUUCUCUCUCGCCCUCAAAGAAUGCCAGGACCGGCGGUCCAGAUCUGAAGCUCUAUCGAAGAAGCUAGACCGGCCGAGACCAGCCUCGUUGGAUUUGAACAACAAUGCAUCAGUGUCCUCGCCGAGAUUAGGCGCGAUAAAGAAGGGUUCAAUGGCGUCUCGGAAAUCGGCCAACUUCCCGAGUCCAGGCACACCGAGUUACCGGCACACGAGUCUCGGUGUUCAAAAGGGUUGGAGCUCGGAGCGGGUCCCGUCGCAUACCAAUGUGGGUCGGAAGAAUACGGCGGCUGUGAUGUUGCCGUUUAAUAACGGAAGGACAUUGCCGUCGAAGUGGGAAGAUGCCGAGAGGUGGAUUUUGAGUCCGGUUCAAGGGGAUGGUGUGGUGAGGCCGUCGAAUCAGCAGACUCAGAGACGGCCCAAGUCAAAGAGCGGUCCGCUUGGGCCUCCUGGGGUUGCGUAUUACUCGUCGUACUCGCCGGCCAUGCCGAUGUUUGAUGGGACCAAUGUGAGUAAUUUCAUGGCUGCUUCUCCGUUUUCAGCUGGUGUUAUAUCAGCUGAUGGGUUGGGGUUCCAAUCCGGUGCCCAAAAUGGCGGCUUUACAACGCGGGCAGAGGCCUGCAUUGCCCGUUCGGUUAGUGUUCAUGGUUGCUCUGAGGUGCUGGAGCAGCAAUCUUCACUGCCCGACUCUCAAGAUGAAAAGUUUGAUGGCCGUGAUGGGGUCAAGGAUGAGGCUACGAAUGUAUGUCGUGCCGUUUCAAGAAGGGAUAUGGCAACCCAGAUGAGCCCAGAUAGCUCUCAUUCAUCUCCCACGGCACGGGCUUCUUACUCUGCCUCCACUUCCUCUGGUCUGCCUAUUAUGGAAGUGCAGAGUGCGGCUUCUUCAAAGUCGGAAGUCAGGGAUGUGCAGGUAGAUGAACGGGUCACUGUGACAAGGUGGUCCAAGAAGCAUAAAUCCCGAAGAUCUGGGAAGGGUUCUCAUUUUGGUGAUAGUUGGAAAAAGAAAGAUGCAGACGUUCGAUCUGCUGCUUGGGAUCUCUCUGACACAUCGAAGAGCAUUUCAAAAGUUAAUAGAGAGGAAGCAAAAAUCAUUGCUUGGGAGAACCUGCAGAAGGCGAAAGCUGAGGCAGCAAUACGGAAAUUGGAGAUGAAGCUGGAAAAGAAGAGAUCAUCAUCCAUGGAUAAAAUCAUGAACAAGUUGAGAUCAGCUCAGAAGAAAGCGCAAGACAUGAGAAGCUCAGUUGUAGACGACCAAGCACAAGUUGCAAGAACCUCACGCAAAGCUUUAUCAUUCCGAAGAACUCGUCAUAUGGUUUCUUUGAGUGAUUGUUUUACAUGUCAUGUUUUGUGAUGCCUUCCAGCCACGUGUUGCUCCACUCGAGCGAUAAAGCAAGACUAAAUUCAGGACACAAAUGAACGGUGUACAGCAGUUAGCAGCUACUAUUUUGACACUCGAUCAGCGUCAACGCGGUUUUAUAGUGGCACGAAGCACCAAUGCCUGAAGUUCAGUUGGAGAUGACCCUACCCGGUGAGAAAAUUCUUGGUGUGACUAAUAAUGCUUGUGUGUAUGUAAAUCAAAGACUUCAGAUUGUAUACUCUGUUCAAUUUUUUUCUAAACAAUGAAGCUUCUUGUGCAAAUGGAACUACAAUCGUCUUCUCUA
Pyrus x bretschneideri (Chinese white pear) is the source of this 2125-nucleotide messenger RNA. RefSeq lists its product as uncharacterized. Bases 157 to 1815 code for a protein of 552 amino acids. The transcript is spliced from 9 exons. The record is from RefSeq and is a predicted model, not a curated record. Lineage: Eukaryota; Viridiplantae; Streptophyta; Magnoliopsida; Rosales; Rosaceae.